This is a messenger RNA of Xenopus laevis (African clawed frog), 1336 nucleotides long. RefSeq names its product pterin-4-alpha-carbinolamine dehydratase (gene pcbd1.S). NCBI's taxonomy places the organism in Eukaryota, Metazoa, Chordata, Amphibia, Anura, Pipidae. The record is from RefSeq and is a predicted model, not a curated record. Gene Ontology annotation, molecular function: 4-alpha-hydroxytetrahydrobiopterin dehydratase activity. Gene Ontology annotation, biological process: tetrahydrobiopterin biosynthetic process. Gene Ontology annotation, cellular component: nucleus; cytoplasm. The coding region runs from base 210 to 542 and encodes 110 amino acids. The transcript is spliced from 5 exons.
CCUGAGUGAAGUCACAAUAGCACAGCCCCACACAUUUGCAUUGGGUGGAUGCCUUGCCCACGCCUCCUGCUCUUAGCUAGAGAAGCUACAGCUGAGCUGAUUCUGCCAGUGAGACUGAGACGGGAAAUUCACCAGCAGACAUGGCAUAAGGAUUCCUGGGACAGAUAAGCAAAAAAUGUGACCCUUGAAAUCAGCCCCAGCUUAAAACAAUGAAAAGUGCAAAGUCCAUGGCAGGGAAAGCGCACAGACUCAGCGGGGAAGAAAGGGAACAACUGCUACCUAACUUGAGAGCAGUAGGCUGGCACGAACUGGAUGGCAGAGAUGCAAUAUGCAAAGAAUUUCAUUUCAAAGACUUUAACCGAGCCUUUGGAUUCAUGACAAGGGUGGCUCUCCAGGCUGAAAAAUUAGAUCACCAUCCAGAGUGGUUCAAUGUCUAUGAUAAGGUUCACAUAACUUUAAGCACCCAUGACUGUGGUGGUCUUUCUGAACGAGACAUCAACUUGGCUAGUUUUAUUGAACAAAUAGCUGCAAGCCUAUCUUAGGAAACACAUUAGCAAUAGUGAUGUAGUUUUACAAUGCGUGUUUCCAGUGUUGCUCCUCAGAUGUGUUUUAUAUACAUAUUAUUUUAAUGCCUGGUCAUCUGCAAAACAUCCCAUAUCUAAGUUUUGCUCACAAUGGUAACUUGACAGCUACAUUUUUAAUGGAAGAUUUACUUUUCAUAAUUUUAAUAGCUACAAUAAAUAUGCCAAAUCUCUAAAAGGAUUUUAUGAUUUUAGUAUUAAAUGUAUGGACAGUGAUUGGUGCUGGUUAUGUUCAUUGCAUAGCUGACGCAUCCGCCCUGCUCCACUCGCAGCCCUAAAAGCUUCAAAUGGAUACUAUUUUUAAAAUUACUGUUGUUUUUGAGCAAAAAAACCAUUGUCUUUGUGAACAAGUCCUAAGUCUACGAUGACAUGGGGUCACUUCAGUCAAGUUAUAAUUAAGCAGCAUUGCAGGAGCUGGUUGGAUAUCAAUGUCGAUUCUUUGGGAAGAUCUAGUGUGAUAGGCCACAACUGACAGGUCAACAAUCAUAUGUGCUCCUCUGGAUAAUUUGUCUUACCUCCUAAUAUUCAAUAUUUUAUUUGAUUUUGUCAAUUCAGUGUGUAACUGAAUAGAAUUGCUUGCAGUAUCCUUCUUUUAAACAGUGUUAAGUUGUUACUGCCUUCGGUUAAUGUUAUAUAAGAGUCUGUUACCAAUGUACACAAGCAUUCUCUGUAUUUUUGAAAUACACUUGUUUCUGUUAUUGUAUCAAUUUCAUGCAAACAAAUUAUUUUUAACUAAUAAAAAGGCCUAGAGAACC